AUGGUUAUUAAGUAUACUUCCAACGUUGUGAGCCCUCCUGUACUACUUUAUAUGGGUGUUGACAAGCAUGAAAAUGAACAUCUGAUCAAAUAUGGAUGGCCUGAGGAUGUCUGGUUCCACGUUGACAAGCUAUCAUCCGCUCACGUUUACGUGAGAUUACCUGAUGGAAUGACGAUCGAUUCGAUGCCUGAAGAGUUGGUGGAAGAUUGUGCUCAGUUAGUUAAGGCCAACUCUAUUGAAGGAAACAAGAUCAAUAAUGUUGAUGUUGUCUAUACGAUGUGGGGUAAUCUGAAGAAAACAGGAGAUAUGGCCAUAGGUCAGGUUAGUUUUCAUGUGCCUCGGAAUGUGAAGAAGACCAAGGUGGAGAAGCGGAAGAACGAAAUAAUUAAUCGUUUGAAUAAGACUGAGAAGAAAGAGGAAAUUGAUUAUAAAGCUGAAAGAGAUGAGCGUGAUGCUAAAGAGCGUCAAGCUCAAAGAAAGGCAGACCAACUCCGGAAAGAAAGGGAAAAUAAAGAGGCUGCCGAACGAGAGAAAAUUCGUAAAACCCGAAACUAUGAGGAUGUUGACUGGGAGAAUACUUCUGCUAACCAAACGAACGACGACGGCAACUUAUCGGACGACUUUAUGUGA
Messenger RNA from Auanema sp. JU1783, 630 nucleotides. The record is from the annotation of a GenBank genome assembly. Lineage: Eukaryota; Metazoa; Nematoda; Chromadorea; Rhabditida; Rhabditidae.